AUGUCGAGCUCGUCGCCUCACCUUGACGGACACGCGCCCGCCCUAGCCUCCUCUAGCCGGACUUCUCCCGACCACGACGAUGAUUCCGACGAUGGAUUCGAAAUUCAGCCGGACGAGCUGCUGGAGGAUGACCCACUGCACGAAACCGACACAUUGACUGGAGGUGUCUCGUUCAAGCGCAAGAACAAAGCCGCUCAACCAUCCUUCGCAUCUCGUUUCUUACCCUCGCCUUUCUCCCGCAGUCGCAAUGCCACGCCCGUACCGUCGGACGCAGCUCAUACUGGACGAGUUCACCCUACGACUAACAACAUCCUGUCGUAUCUGAACAUCACCAGUGAUCCAACAAUAGGAGGACAUGAUGCCAAGGACGCAGCAGGCCUGGACUGGUACGUGGAGGGCCCAGGGAGGAGAGUAGGCUACGACAACCUCACAGCCAUCGACUGGAUAUACGAGUACAACAAAGAGCGCACACGACUACGGCAGCUUACUGACAAUACACCAGGCCUUCUUGGUCAGCUAAAACUUCUGGCCGAUGCAAGUCAGGUAUGGUGGAUUCUGGUUGCCACUGGUAUAUCAGUGGGAGGGAUAGCAGCAGGUAUUGAUGUCGCCAGCGAUUGGAUGGGCGAUCUAAAGCAGGGCAUGUGCAGCAAUGUCGAAAGCGGCGGGAAGUUCUACCUCAGUCGGCCAUUCUGCUGCUGGGGUACAGGCAGUUUUGCAGAGUGUGCCGACUGGAGAACGUGGAGCUCAUCGAUUGGUGUGCACAACAAAGGUGGGAGCUAUAUCAUCGAGUACAUUGUGUUUGUGCUCUUGUCUGUGUUCUUCGCGACAUGCGCGAGCUUGCUGGUGAAUAGAUACUCGCUAUACGCCAAGCAGAGCGGUAUACCAGAAAUCAAGACGAUGCUGGGAGGAUUCGUCAUUCGACGAUUUCUAGGAGUUUGGACAUUGGUGGUCAAAUCCCUUGGAUUGUGUCUAGCUGUCGCAUCAGGCAUGUGGCUAGGCAAAGAAGGACCUCUUGUGCAUGUCGCAUGCUGUUGCGCCAACCUCUUCAUGAAAUUAUUUCACGGCAUCAAUGGCAACGAAGCGCGAAAGAGAGAAACACUGUCCGCCGCCGCAGCAUCUGGCAUAUCUGUGGCAUUCGGCUCGCCCAUUGGUGGCGUGCUCUUCAGCUUGGAGCAGCUUUCAUAUUACUUCCCGGAUAAGACAAUGUGGGCAUCGUUCGUCUGCGCUAUGGUCGCCGCGGUCACUUUGCAAGCUUUCGACCCAUUCCGGACUGGCAAGCUUGUCCUCUACCAAGUCACAUACCACAGCGGCUGGCACGCAUUCGAAUUGCUGCCGUUUUCGAUGAUCGGCAUCAUUGGCGGGCUGUAUGGCGCUAUGUUCAUCAAGCUAAACAUGCGAAUCGCGAGAUGGCGCGCCUCAACUUCGAAUCCAUUCCUGAACCGCCCUGUCCUCGAAGUGGUCGUGGUUGCUUUCGUCACGGCGCUGAUUAGCUUCCCAGUAACGUUUCUGCGCGCACAAUCUAGCGAACUUGUCGAAUACCUCUUCACAGAAUGCCGAGACGUCAACGACGAUUAUCUGGGUCUUUGCAAGGCGGGCAUAGCCAAUACGGGAGUCAUCUUCAUACUACUGCUCUCGGCAUUCAUCGGCUUCGUGCUGGCAACCAUCACAUUUGGCCUACAAGUACCAGCUGGCAUCCUCCUACCGUCCAUGGCAGUCGGAGCUUUGUAUGGUCGUGUGGUCGGACUGAUAGUAGAGGUCUGGCAACGCGAGCAUCCGAACUUCAUCGCUUUCGCCUCUUGUGAGCCGGAUAUACCUUGUGUCACACCAGGUACGUACGCCGUCAUUGGCGCCGCAUCUGCUUUGGCUGGCACAACUCGCAUGACUGUCAGCAUAGUGGUCAUCAUGUUUGAGCUUACUGGCGCCUUAACCUACGUCCUACCUAUCAUGAUAGCAGUCAUGCUUAGCAAAUGGGUGGGUGAUGCAUUUGGCAAGCGCGGCAUUUACGAAUCAUGGAUCCAGUUUCAAGGUUAUCCGUUCAUCGACAACAAGGACGAUACCCCAGUGCCCGAUGUGCCAGUCAGUCAGAUUAUGACACGGUACGAAGAUAUUGUAUGCAUAACAGCAACUGGUCAUACAAUCGAAAGUCUGCAAGACAUGCUGAAAGAGCAUCGUUCUCGUGGCUUCCCAGUUAUCAACAAUCUACACGAAUGCAUCUUACUAGGCUACAUCAGCCGGACUGAGCUCUCCUUCGCUCUAGAUUCCGUACUAGAUUCCCGCGCUAUGCCACCGACUACAGAGUGCUUCUUCCAGCACCGACCUCUUGCGGACCCAACUGUCACGCUUGACCUCCGACCAUGGAUGGACCAGACACCUAUUACGCUUUCGGCGCGUAGUACCUUCCACCUCACGAAAGACAUGUUCGAGAAGCUAGGCUUGCGCUACGUCAUCUUCACGGAGAAGGGUGCGUUGUCUGGCUUGCUGACGAAGAAGGAUCUAUGGUUUGUGCUAAAUGAGGGAGAGAUCGGCAGGACAGGUGGCGGUGUCGGAGUACUCCGAGAAGAGGGCCAGGGACGGGAAGACGAACGAGGUCUAUUGCGCAGAGAUGAGGAUGAGACCGGCAAUGGUCGAGGAGACGAAGGCUAA
Recurvomyces mirabilis is the source of this 2643-nucleotide messenger RNA. RefSeq names its product chloride channel (gene GEF2). Gene Ontology annotation, biological process: transmembrane transport; chloride transport. Gene Ontology annotation, molecular function: voltage-gated chloride channel activity. The coding region runs from base 1 to 2643 and encodes 880 amino acids. The record is from RefSeq and is a predicted model, not a curated record. The transcript has 2 exons. NCBI's taxonomy places the organism in Eukaryota, Fungi, Ascomycota, Dothideomycetes, Mycosphaerellales, Teratosphaeriaceae. Gene Ontology annotation, cellular component: Golgi apparatus; early endosome; plasma membrane.